Caenorhabditis remanei is the source of this 1116-nucleotide messenger RNA. RefSeq lists its product as uncharacterized. Lineage: Eukaryota; Metazoa; Nematoda; Chromadorea; Rhabditida; Rhabditidae. Bases 1 to 1116 code for a protein of 371 amino acids. The record is from RefSeq and is a predicted model, not a curated record. The transcript has 7 exons. Gene Ontology annotation, molecular function: protein binding.
AUGGCUGGCGGAAACAACAAAAUCUCAUCUGAAAAUAAUGAAGAGGGAGGAUCUGCACCGAAGCGUCAAAGAAUUGAAGCAGAGAAUAAUCAGAAUGCAGAGAACAAUACAAAUGAUCAACUUCCAUUGACGCUUCGAAUGAUGUAUGAUACGUGUCAAGAAGUGCUGGAAAAACAGAAAAAUAUCGUCGAAAAGCUUCGGUUGGCAGAUGAGAAACUGGAAUCGAUUCAACUGCAACUGAAGUCCGAUAUAGUCGAUAAAAAAACUGCAAUCUCAUCGAAUUCUCCUGACAACAAAGAUUCAGUGAAUGCGACGACGCCCAGUGAUUCUUCCCAAAAAACGAUUCCAAGUGAUAUUAUGCCAACGACUGGAAAGCAUUUCGUGUUGAAGUACAAAUUAAAAAAUGUGUCAGAAAUGGUAGAAGAUGAUGGGCAAUACUUAGAAGCGGAGGAACACUUUGGCGUAGAAUGCAAGAAUGCUCACACGUGGGGAUGGGAGAAAUUUAUCGAAUGGGCGGAAAUGGAAAAAGACUUUCUUGUGGACGAUAUGUUGACAGUAGAAACGCACGUGAAAAUCGGAAAAACAACUGGUAUUUACAAAGAUAAUCUGAGAAGUUUCGACGAGACAAUGGAAGAAUUCUCGGAUGUUGUACUUGUUGUCAACGAACAGAAAUUCUACGUUUUAAAAUUAUACCUCUCCGUCCAGUCUUCAUAUUUCAACGCACUUUUUUUAGGACAAUUUCGAGAAUCGAAGAAAUCGGAAGUUAAAUUAACUGGAGUCGAUGCAGAUGACUUCCAGAACUAUCUGGAAUUACUUUACGGAGACGAUUCAAUUGAUGAGUUCACAGUCGAAGGCCUUCUUCUCGUCGGUGAUAUGUAUGAUACUGCAAUGGUCAUUCGCAAAUGCGAGCAGUUUCUAUUGAAGGAAUCAAAGAAAACGUUGAAGAAGAAGUUAGAAUUGUCUACUCGAUACAGUUUGGAAGCACUCAAGAAGAAAUGCCUCGCUGAAAUCAAAUCGAUUGGCGAUCUUCAAGCUGUUCUGCCUGAAAAUGUGCAAGAUUUGGACAAAUCUAUAAUGGGCGAACUUCUUGAAAAAUCCAUUUCACUUCAUAAUUGA